This is a messenger RNA of Lathyrus oleraceus (garden pea), 435 nucleotides long. RefSeq lists its product as uncharacterized. The transcript has 2 exons. Lineage: Eukaryota; Viridiplantae; Streptophyta; Magnoliopsida; Fabales; Fabaceae. Bases 1 to 435 code for a protein of 144 amino acids. The record is from RefSeq and is a predicted model, not a curated record.
AUGCCCUCAUAUGCCAAGUUCCUAAAAGAAAUCUUAUCUAAUAAGAAGAAACUUGAGGACGAUGAGAGAGUGACACUUAAUGCAGAGUGUAGUGCUAUCAUUCAAAAUAACAUGCCACCUAAACUAAAAGAUCCUGAGUUAAGACCAACGAGAAUGUCUCUCCAACUAGCAGAUCGUUCUGUUAAGUAUCCCAUAGGAAUUCUAGAGAACAUUCCCGUCCAAGUCGGUCAAUUCUUUAUCCCUACUGAUUUCAUAAUAAUGGACAUCAAAGAAGAUUCUAACAUCCCAAUUAUCUUAGGAAGACCCUUCCUAGCAAUUGUUGGUGCCAUUAUAGAUGUGAAACGAGGAAAAAUGACUUUUGAAGUGGGAGAGGAGAAAAUUGAAUUCAUUUUAUCGCAAUUUCUAAAAGCAUCUGCCAUGGGCGACACGUGUUAA